Molecule: messenger RNA, 2466 nt
Organism: Prunus persica (peach)
Lineage: Eukaryota; Viridiplantae; Streptophyta; Magnoliopsida; Rosales; Rosaceae
Product: long-chain-alcohol oxidase FAO4A
Exons: 3
Coding region: 34-2292 (752 amino acids)
Molecular function (GO): long-chain-alcohol oxidase activity; flavin adenine dinucleotide binding
Source: RefSeq, a predicted model, not a curated record
CAGCUGUACCCAAACUCUCUCUCCUCCCGUGAAAUGGAGUCACUCACUGCCCUCUGUGACACCUUCUUGCCUUCCAUCGACGUCUCCGACACCACCACAAAUGCAUCGCUGGUCGCCUUUUACCGGACUUCGGCUUCCAUGGCAGGAACACCACAACGAGUAGGAGGACUGAUAAGUGAGAGAAUGAAGCACCCAAAGCUAUGGUUGAUGCGAUUGGCGUUGUGGUUUUUGUCCACAUGGAUAGGGAGCUUCAUAUUGUGUGGAAGAGCCAGCCUUUCAAGCCAAUUUCCCUACUUUCAGAGCUUUCCUCAGAUGUCUCAGCAGAAACGGGAAGAAAUAUUAUUGUCAUGGUCUCUUAGUUACUUUUAUCUCCUUAGGAUGUUGUUCAAGAGCAUGAAGCUUCUCACUCUCCUUGUCUUCUUCACUCAGGUGAAUGAGAAGAAUGAGAACCUAUCCUGGAAAGCAAUUGACUACACCGGGCCUGAUCCAGAGUUCAUCACCAAAACCAAGAAAUUCAAAGCAUCAACAACAAUUGGAAGCCAAAGACCCAACAAUGAAGAACAAAAUGCAUGCCCUCACAAAGAAGAGCUGUUUGGACCACUUAACAGAGGCAUUAUCAAUCUGGAUAAACCAAAGGAUUUAGUUGUUGAUGCUCUAAGUACAUUUGGAAUUCCAGCAUCUGUUCUUCACUCUGAAAAAACCGUAAACUGCUCGUCGAAUCCUUCUUUAACCAUCCGAUGCGAUGCAGUAGUGAUCGGUUCGGGGUCAGGAGGUGGUGUUGUUGCAGGUGUUUUAGCAACGGCGGGUUACAAAGUGGUUGUUAUAGAGAAAGGAAACUAUCAUGCCAGGAAGAAUCUUACACUCCUUGAAGGACCCGCAAUGGACCAAAUGUACCUAUCAGGUGGCUUAAUUGCAACUGAUGACAUGGGAGUUUUUGUUCUUGCUGGCUCUACUGUUGGGGGAGGCUCCGCCAUCAACUGGUCCGCUUCGAUUCGAACCCCACAGCACGUAAUCAAGGAAUGGUGCAAUGACCAUGAGCUAGAGCUGUUUGACAGUAAAUUAUACCAAGAAGCUCUGGAUGUUGUCUGUGAAAAAAUGGGAGUUCAAUCUCAAAUACAAGAAGAAGGGUUUAAUAAUGCAAUUUUAAGAAAAGGGUGCCAAGAAUUGGGGUAUCCUGUGAAUAAUAUUCCUCGAAACUCGCCACCGAAUCAUUAUUGUGGUUGGUGUUGUUUUGGUUGCAAGGAUGGAAGGAAGGGAGGUACCACGGAGACGUGGCUUGUGGAUUUGGUGAAUUCUGGUAAUGGUGCUAUUUUGACUGGAUGUGAGGCUAUAAAAGUGCUGCACAAGAGAAAGAAAGGAAGAAGAGAUCGAAACACAGCUACCGGGGUGGCCUUCGAAUUUGAGCAUGGAGGGGGUAAAGAAAUAGGUUUUGUGGAGUCUAAGGUAACUAUUGUUGCUUGCGGAGCUCUUUGUACUCCGAAACUGUUGAAGCGAAGCGGAUUGAAGAACGUAAAUAUUGGGGAAAACUUGCAUUUGCAUCCGGUGGCAAUGGCAUGGGGCUACUUUCCAGACUCACAAGUGUUUGAUGGAAGGCCUGAGAGAGAGAAGAAGAGCUACGAAGGAGGGAUAAUGACAGCAAUGUCUACUGUAGUGGCAGAGUUCAACAAGUCUGGAUAUGGAGCGGUGAUACAAACACCGGCGUUGCACCCAGGUAUGUUCUCGGUUGUGAUGCCUUGGGUUUCAGGCAAAGACAUAAAACAUAGAAUGAGCAGGUUCUCUAGGACUGCCCAUGUAUUUGCAUUGGCAAGAGAUAAAGGGUCAGGAACUGUGAAUGCACCACCAUACUCAAUCAGUUAUGAAAUGGAAGCUCUUGAUGAAAACAAUCUGAAGAUAGGACUAGAGAAGUCACUGAGAAUAUUGGCCGCGGCCGGAGCUGAAGACAUUGGAACCCAUCACUUUAAAGGGAAGGGUUUACAUGUGAAGAAGUCGAAUUUGGAUGAGUUUGAGAGGUUUGUGAAAGAGGAGAGUUCAAGGCCACUAAGAGAGCUUUCUUCCGCAAUAUGUUCAGCACAUCAGAUGGGGAGCUGCAGGAUGGGUGUCGAUUCGAAGCAGUCUGUGUUGAACCAGAUGGGAGAGACAUGGGAGGUGGAGGGACUUUUUGUAGCAGACACAAGUGUCUUCCCAACGGCUUUAGGGGUAAAUCCAAUGGUCACUGUUCAGGCUAUUGCUUACUGCACUUCCCAAUCCAUUCUCCAAGUACUUAGGAGAAAGAAGGUAGAAUAUAAAAACUGAGUUGAUGUCAAGACUGUUGACGUGAGUCUCUUAAUUAAUCAAAGAGAUUUAUUUUCUUAAUUAAUUAAGGGAUUUACUUUCCUAUUCCAUAUAGUUGAUAAAUCAUUGUAUAAUUAGAAGAUACUAUCCUAAUUGAUCACUGUAUCUAUUUCCUUGUAAAGCACUCAUGUAAAC